Messenger RNA from Pseudophryne corroboree (corroboree frog), 2625 nucleotides. It is a transcript of the gene STK33, whose product is annotated as serine/threonine kinase 33. The transcript has 14 exons. Gene Ontology annotation, biological process: protein phosphorylation. The record is from RefSeq and is a predicted model, not a curated record. Bases 373 to 1815 code for a protein of 480 amino acids. Gene Ontology annotation, molecular function: ATP binding; protein kinase activity. Lineage: Eukaryota; Metazoa; Chordata; Amphibia; Anura; Myobatrachidae.
UUGGGCACUUGGUGAAUCAGACCCGCCCCUCCAGUGACGGGAUUGGAGGAGGUGUGUGCCGCCCGUACUCCGCUAUCCCGGUCCGGGUGAUGUUUGGGACGUGUCAGUGAGAGUCCCGGUGUUCGCGGGAGAGAGCGGAGACCCCCGUGCUGUAGUCACUACGGACUGCCUGACGGGUUCGGCGCCCCCUAGCUGCUAGUGACGUGCACACUCCCUGCAUCCCUUCACCAAGACGGAGAGAGGAGUGGGACACAUUGAGCAGAUAAGAUCCUGUACACAGCGCUGACGCAUGGUGACACUUCCGCCAGCUGUACAGAUGAUGUUCCACGUGGCCACUGAGGGCUGACGCCAGCCUCCUUUGUUUUGUUUAAGAUGCUGAACCCAGAAGGACCGGAUGCUUGUAGGAAAAUGGCGUCGCAGUGGCCGCGCAGCAGCAGCGCAGAGAACAAAGUUCCACACACACGGAUGGAUGACGAAGCGGCAAUUCAGCAAAUUUACGCAUUUGGCAAGAAGUUGGGGCAAGGAAGCUUCGGAGUGGUGAUUGAAGCUACUCACAGGGAUACCGGCAGGAUAUGGGCAAUUAAAAAAGUAAAUCGAGAAAAGGCCGGAAGCUCCGCAGUGAAACUGCUGGAACGGGAAGUUUCCAUCCUGAAAAGAGUUAAUCAUGAUCACAUCAUCCACCUGGAGGAAGUGUUUGAGACCCCCAAGCGGAUGUACCUGGUGAUGGAGCUGUGUGAGGGUGGGGAGCUGCAGGGUAUUCUGGAACGCAGGACGCAUUUACGGGAGAGUGAAACGAGACACGUGAUUCACAGCCUGGCCUCCGCCAUAGCCUAUCUUCACAAGAAAGAUGUUGUGCACAGGGAUCUGAAACUAGAAAACAUAUUAGUGAAGAGUAAUGAGCAAGCAGACGAUGAGGAGAUGAUACUGAACAUUAAGGUUACAGAUUUUGGUUUGGCGGUGCAAAAGGGGGGAGUUGGUAGUGAAAACAUGUUGCAGUCUACGUGUGGGACCCCUAUAUACAUGGCUCCCGAAGUCAUCAACGCCCACGAUUACAGUCAGCAGUGUGAUAUCUGGAGUAUCGGCGUUAUCAUGUACAUGCUGUUAUCCGGAAAUCCGCCUUUUAUGGGGAGCUCUGAAGAAAAACUUUUCCAGCACAUAAAGCGAGGGAAGUUAAAGUUCAGUGAUCCGGUGUGGGACGCAGUCAGCGACGCUGCCAAAGAUGUUCUUCAGAAACUUCUGAGAGUGGAUCCCGCUGACCGUAUUACUGCUAACGAGCUACUAGACGAUCCCUGGAUCACGGGGGAAACCAACACUGUACAGAGGCCCACCAAUGUGCUGGAGAUGAUGAAGACCUGGAAGAACAGCCCGGACAAUGACGAGAAUGUAGAAGACAACGUGAAUGGCCUUCUCGGGGAGCAGACCGCAACGUUACACACGGCGGAGGAUCGGACAAGUCUAGACAGUAGCAACGGAACCUCCGAGACCGACAGCUGCAGCAGCAAACCGUCUACUCCCACAAAACCGGUAGAGAGGAAGCAGGUUGGUAAGAAGAAGAGUCUCUCUCUAUGUAACGGAUCUGUGGUGAAGAGGACUGUGAAUCUUAAGGUUUGCAGCACGCCAGUGGAAAGAAAGAAGUCUCCGCAGCCAAAUCCCCGGCAGGCCGUGGACCGUAAAGAGUAUUCUGUGGCAAACGCCACAAAACAAACCACGCCGAAGAGUGAGUCCAACAAAUUCUGCAUGACCGCAAGUCACGGCCUGGGACAGAAGUUGUCACACGGUGCGUCCACAACCACCCGGUUUAAAAAGACAUUUUAGGAGAUCUAGAACUUCACCUUGGUGCCAAAUUUGCUGGGAACUAAUCGGCAGUGAAAAUCGUACACAGGAGAUAGAGCGAAAUCUUCUCAGCCAAGUGUUAUCACUGUAACCAAUGCAUUUGUGUGACCCCAUAGAGUAGCCAUGAAGGUUUAGUCCCGUGGACCCUUCUACCACUGCGGCCUCACCGAGCACCUUACGGAGACUUCUCGCUUCCAGUGGCCUUUAUGGGGCUGAGAGAAGACCCCAUACAAUAUGCCAGAUCCUUCUUAGGUUCUUACAAUGGACCAUUGGUUCAAUAUGACUGGCACAGGUCCUAAUUCUUAAUGCCUUAUUAUUCCCUAUUACCGUGCCUAAAUAAUGUAUUUAUAUGUUCAUUCCUUACAGCGUGUUUGGCGCAGCGGCCUGAUGACCUCAUCCCAGUCUCUGCGUUACUCCUUUUAUCUCCACCAGUUUAUUUUUUUAAAUCCCCAUCAGACCUUGGUCUGUUUUUAGAUAUAUUUUCAUGUGCAUAGGUGGGAACUCACCAAACGUCAUUAAUUACCUUCAGAAAUCAGUCCUGAUGAAGGGCCCGGACUGCGGAACUUGUCUUCAGACGCUGAGCUGCUUCGAAUCGUACGGUCUGAUCUUAUGUUGUGCUGCUAAAAUGGUGUUAAGUGAAAUCUGAUUAUUAACCGCUGGGCGUGUAAUUAAUAGCGGCAUAUGCUUGACCUCUGACCUCUGACUCGUUACUUGUAACAAUUAGUUUUAUUUUAAUAUGUUACCGCUUCAGAUUUUCCUUUUCCCAUUAAAGACCUGAGAUUCUCUUGCAAC